AUGCCUGCCCAUCAAGCUCCAAGCUGGGGGCCAGGCUACUGGGGCCAGCCGGGUCAGGGUCGCUGGCAGCCAGGGCCGGGUUACUGGCGGCCAGCACAAGUGGCAGUCCCGUCCACAUGGCCGGGAUAUCACUGGGUACAUCGCCCCAUGGGUGAGCCCGCGCCAGUCAUGGCUUCUUUUCCUCCUCGGCGUCCUGCUGCAACUGGCAUUGGCAUCACAGAUGACAAUUCUCAGGAGCGUCUCCCAAAGGAGAAUACUCUUUUUGUGGGGAACCUGAAGGACAACGUGGAUCAAGGGCAGUUGAUCCGCGACUUGAAGGCGGUCUUCCAGCAAUGGUCGAUCGUCUGGGUUAAGGUCCGGAUGGACAAGAAGGCGCGCAGGGGGAGGAAGCAGGGACUCAGCGCGGCCUUCAUCACGUUCCCGACUGCCGUGCUCGCACAGGAGUUCCUGAAGGGCGGGAGGAAGCUCGACCUGUAUGGUCGGGCUCUACGACUUGAGCCGGUCAAGUCGGAUAAUCACCACCCGGCCGCGCCCAGCACCACGAGGAGCAACAUCACGUUCACCCCGAACGUGGUCCAGGCUCCCAACGCCGAGGUAUAUCGGGCGCUUCUGGAGGCUGGCAUAGCCGAGAGGAUGAGGGAGGCGGAGGGACGUCGUUCUCGCGUCCCGAGAAAUGGAUCGGAAGGAUCUCAGUAA
Aspergillus homomorphus CBS 101889 is the source of this 696-nucleotide messenger RNA. RefSeq names its product RNA recognition motif domain-containing protein. Gene Ontology annotation, molecular function: RNA binding. The record is from RefSeq and is a predicted model, not a curated record. The transcript has 4 exons. The coding region runs from base 1 to 696 and encodes 231 amino acids. Lineage: Eukaryota; Fungi; Ascomycota; Eurotiomycetes; Eurotiales; Aspergillaceae.